AAAGCCAUGAUGAAGAAAGAACUUCUGACUCUCUUUUUCCUUCCAGUUUGUUUGUCUGUCCCUCUGAGCCGCUCAACCAACUGGCUCAGACAAUGCCGCGCCUCUACCAACUUCUCCCUCACAGCACUGGAGGUGCUGCCAGGUGGAGGCUGGGACAAUCUCCGGAACAUGGAUAUGGGUCGGGUCAUGAAUCUCAGCUACUUCCAGUGCCAGACCACCGAGGAUGGGCUCUACCUCAUCCCAGAUGAGGUGUUUGUCAUCCCCAACAAGGAGACGGGCGUGGAGACCAACUCAGAGAUCAUCAGUACUUGGCUGGAUCAGAAAAGCUCCACAUCUCAAACCAUAAAUGCUGACUUAUCUUUUCUCUCGGUGCUGAAUUCUAAGUUUUCUUUUGAGAACACAAGGAUGAAAACUCAUCAAGUGAAAGACUCUUCAACUACAACAAGGGUGCAGGUUCGUAACUUCAUCUACACAGUCAAGGCGUACCCAGACUUCACUCUGGAUUCACGCUUUGCUCAGCAAGUCAAAGAUAUAGCUGAUGCAGUGGAAAAUAACCAGACGAGGAAUGCUGCCUAUCUUUCAGAGAAGAUGGUGCUGGACUAUGGAACUCAUGUUAUAACUAGUGUUGAUGCUGGGGCUUCGUUGGUGCAGGAAGACUACCUUCGUGCUUCGUAUAUUUCGGACAGUGCGUCUGACACUUCCACUGUCAAAGCACAAGCUGGGCUUAACUUUUUUGAUAAACUCAAGUUUGACAUAAGUAGUCAAAACACCCAACAGAGUUCAUCGCUUCAAACGUAUCAGUCUAACAUUCAGUACUCCCUUAUACAAAGCCAUGGAGGUGUACCUUUCUAUCCUGGCAUCACUUUGCAAAAGUGGCAGGAAAGUACUAGAAAUAAUCUGGUUGCUAUUGACCGCUCAGGAUUUCCCCUCCACUACUUUAUAAACACCAAUUCUUUUCCGGAUCUGCCGCAACCUACAGUUGGUAAAGUGGCUGUUACAGUGAGUCAGGCCAUAGAGCGCUACUACAAGGUCAACACCCGCCCUGGCUGUGUUGAUGUCAGCUCUCAGAACUUUAAUUUCCAAGCCAAUGUUGAUGAUAAUUCGUGUGAGGGCCCUGCCACUAAUCUUAGUUUUGGGGGUGUCUACCAAAAGUGUGAAAAACUCAGCCGUGAUGCAGAUCCAAUCUGUGCUGAACUGAGCCAGAAGAACCUUGAUACAGGAGACUUCUCCUGCCGUCCACCCUAUACUCCAACUUUACUGCGAUCAGAAGUGAGGCAGCAGGGUUACACAACUUAUGACUGUUAUGAGGAAAGUUAUUCCUGCUAUGUGUUUUUUACUUGCCACAGACAACAGUGUCAGCAUAACUAUCACAUUCGCUCUGCUCGCAUUGAUACCUACUGGUGUUCUGUGAAUGGAAAAGCCCCCGACAACUCAGGAUAUCUGUUUGGAGGCAUUUACAGCCCCUCCUCCCUGAACCCCAUCACCAGAGCCAAAAGCUGCCCCCCAAACUUCAUUCCAGUGAAAUUUCUCUCAGAUGGCCAAAUGAUCUGUAUAAGUAAUGACUAUGAGGCCGGCACCAGAUACUCGGUACCAUUAGGAGGCCUCUUUAGCUGUCAGUCAAACAACCCACUGGCUGAUCAACAACGCAGGUGCCCCCCCAAGUUCAGUCAGCACCUUGCCACCGUCAGCGACGGCUGUGAAAUCCUUUACUGUGUCCAGUCUGGAAUUUUCACAGGUGGGCAGCUGCUUCCAAUCCAUCUGCCUCCUUUCACUAAACGUCCACUAGUCAGCAUGCAAGCUACCAACACAGUGAUUGUGAUGACUGAGGGAGACAGGAACUGGGUCAGAAUCGGGCAGACUAAAGCAUGGAAACUUGCCAAACCAGAAGAAAUCAAGGAAAUUGUUCGAAAGCUUAACCCUGAUUUAAAUUCGAUGUCUAGUGGGGAAAAGGCAGGGGUUGCAUUUGGGGUGAUGGGUUUGAUUCUGCUGGGUAUUGUAGUAGUUAUCAUUGUGAAGAAGAGGAGGAGGGUGUCUGGGUUUAGGACAAGUAGAGGCUAUGAAGAAUUAUGUGAAGAGGUUGAGAGGGAGACAGAACAAGCCGAGGCCUGAAAAACAACGUAGUUUAGAGGCUUGAAAUCUGAAAACAAGAUGUGAGAGAUUUUGGUUUUAACUUCCUUGUUGGUGUCAGAAGUCCUGUUUCUUAAAAUAGAACAAUUUUACAUGUAAAAAGGCUUCAGUUGUGAAUUAUUACAUGCAUUAUUAGUAUGACAAACUAUGCAUUAUGUACUCAGAAAUAUUUGACAAUAUCUAGUGGUUUGUUAAACGAGGGACAGAUGACGUUACACCCAGUCUGCCUUUAAAACAAAGUGCACUUUGUAGAAGUGAUUUUCAAACUAAAGUGAAUCUGUACUGCCCUCAUGAGAACAAGCUGCGCAGUGCUAUGCAAUAUAUGUUUUUUAAUUACUUUGUAUGGUUUGAACUCUGUAUUGAUUACAAUUUAUAAAACUUUACAUUACAAUGUUUCAGUAGAUAAUAUUUGGGUAUUUGUUUUUAUAUGUUUUAUAUUUUAUAUGUGAAUAAAAUUAAUUAGAUUAAGAAUCUGUUAUUUGAUCAUACUUUAUUUUUUUCCUACUAUCAAAUUACAUUAUGUUUGUAAGUGUACUUUAGUUAUUUGAAUAAUGUAAAAUAAGAGAUAAAUGUUUUCUUCAAGCAGCUGA
This is a messenger RNA of Melanotaenia boesemani (Boeseman's rainbowfish), 2717 nucleotides long. RefSeq names its product macrophage expressed 1, tandem duplicate 1 (gene mpeg1.1). Gene Ontology annotation, biological process: defense response to bacterium. The coding region runs from base 7 to 2109 and encodes 700 amino acids. The record is from RefSeq and is a predicted model, not a curated record. The transcript is spliced from 2 exons. NCBI's taxonomy places the organism in Eukaryota, Metazoa, Chordata, Actinopteri, Atheriniformes, Melanotaeniidae.